AAUUAAAAUAAUGUCAACAAGCAAUAGAUUUGGAAAAAUAUCUCAUCGUGAAGUUUUUCUUGUUGGAAAAAGAAUUGGAACAAUACCUAUCACACAAUUGCCAACUAAAAAAACCGUAUUGCAAUAUUACCAUUACAGAGAUCUUAUGCUAAGAGCUGAUUUUCCAAAUAUUUCUUCAGUUAGUAUAGCUUCAUGUUCUCUAGGAAAUUUUUUUACUGCACAAUGUGCUGAAAUAGGUGGUUGUCUCCAAAAAGGUUUACCAUGUGUCCUUUACGAGGUGAAGAAAAUUUGGCAAAAAGCAGGAAUUCCUUACACUAAUACUGACAAGCACAUCAGAGACAAGAUUGUUGACUUAAAAAAGAAGAGAAAAGAUUUGAACAAACACCGGAACCGUUUUAGUACAAAUUUGGUUUUGAAAAAAGAUGUUUUAAAUACUUUCGAUAAUGACCAAGAUGAACAGUAUCUACAGCCUUCUAGAAAAGUUAAAAAAUCUAAUUCUGUACCUUUUAUUAUUCCAAAAAAUAUAGGAAAAGAUUUAGCUCCAACAGCAUCACGAUAUGGAAAAAGUUCUACUGCACUGAAUACAACUCUCGCUUCUCUAAUAAAUAACAGUUCUGUUUAUAAUUUUUCUAUUUCUAAACGAAGUAUUUUGAGACAGAAAAAAUUAAGUAUAAGUAAAACUGCCUGUAAACUUUAUUAUAUUGGCUAAAGGUAAAAGUCUUACUGUGCAUUUUGACUAAAAAAUUAUGGUAGAAAUGAAAGAACUUGGUAAAGAAAAAGUUGAAAGAGUAGCUGUACUAAUCAGUUCACCAGAUCUUUCAGAAUCACAACUUUUGGGUAUUUAUUUGUGAAAGAUGGCACUGCUGAGUCUUUUAGAAACGCAAUUAAAAAAUUUUUAACAGACUGAGAGCUAUUUGACUAUGUUGAUUGUCUGUCCUUUGACACCACAGUCACAAAUACUGGUUGGCUAAAAGGGGUCUGUACUCUAAUUGAGCAGUGGGGAUGAAAAGCUUUGCUUUGGAUGGCUUGUCGUUAUCAUGUCUAUGAAUUACAUAUAAAGCACUUUUCAAGUGUUCUUACUGGUGGUAAAACAAGUGGACCAAAGGCUGAGUUAUUUGAAAGAAUGAAGUGUAAUAGGAAAUUGAUUCUUGAAAAAAAGAUAAACAAUGAUAACCUAAAGAGAUUUGACUC
This is a messenger RNA of Hydra vulgaris (swiftwater hydra), 1191 nucleotides long. RefSeq lists its product as uncharacterized. The record is from RefSeq and is a predicted model, not a curated record. NCBI's taxonomy places the organism in Eukaryota, Metazoa, Cnidaria, Hydrozoa, Anthoathecata, Hydridae.